AUGGAAGAUAGCUCCUCGGAAGCUAACAAUUGCCAGCCGUUGCUGGUUAAGAGGAUGAACGAAAGGGCAAGGUUGCCUACGCGAAGUUCACCCAAUGCUAUUGGUUAUGAUGUUUAUAGUUCCACAAACGUGGUUGUUCCUGCUCGCGGUAGAGCGCUUGUUCCAACUGAUUUGUCCAUUCGUGUACCUGAUGGUACAUGUGGACGUAUUGCUCCGAGGAGUGGAUUAGCGUUGGACCAUUUUUUGGAUUGCGAAGCUGGUGUGAUAGAUGCGGAUUACCGCAAACCUCUUAGUAUUAUGAUGUUCAACUUUGGCGACGAAGACUAUAUUGUCGUUGAAGGUGAGCGCAUAGCUCAAAUAAUUCUUGGAUGGAUAGAUACGCCUCCAGUUGUGGAAGUUUGCGGAAAUUCGGCUGUAAUGUUAAAAAAACACGCAUGA
Paraglomus brasilianum is the source of this 438-nucleotide messenger RNA. NCBI's taxonomy places the organism in Eukaryota, Fungi, Glomeromycota, Glomeromycetes, Paraglomerales, Paraglomeraceae. The record is from the annotation of a GenBank genome assembly.